This is a messenger RNA of Quercus lobata, 1511 nucleotides long. It is a transcript of the gene INP1, whose product is annotated as transcription factor. The record is from RefSeq and is a predicted model, not a curated record. The coding region runs from base 374 to 1207 and encodes 277 amino acids. NCBI's taxonomy places the organism in Eukaryota, Viridiplantae, Streptophyta, Magnoliopsida, Fagales, Fagaceae. The transcript has a single exon. Gene Ontology annotation, molecular function: sequence-specific DNA binding. Gene Ontology annotation, biological process: DNA-templated transcription.
UGUGGUUUAAAAGCUAACACACAAUGGGGUUUACACUAUACCACCAACAUUUUGUGGAUCAGACUUGUAUCUUUUCCUUGAUCCCUAGAAUUUCAUCUAUACAUCUAGACUCUAGUCUUCAAAAUUCCCAGGCGUCCAAGCCUUUUCUUUUGCCAUCGGAAGCUACACCUACACGGGCCCAACUCACACAACAGGUCCAAGUUGUCAAAUACUCAAAUCCCACCACUCUUUCAAUCCCUGCGCUGCUUUCCCUCCAAAAACCUUCACUGACUCUCUCAUUCACUCUUCUUAGCCAAAGAAGAUCAAGAAACAAACAAACAAACAAACAAACACCAUUCACUCACACUGUCACACAUCUCUCUGUUUCUCCAAGAUGCUGAAGGCUCUUUUUGCCCGCAAGAAAAGCUCGCGUCCCUUCAAAGACUACCACUCCGAGUGGUUCAACACCCUCAAGAACACGCUCUUACCCCUCCUCCGAAGCUCAAUGUCCGGCUCAGUCCCAACCCUCUCCACCCACGUUGAAAUGCUCCACCAACACUUCCAAUCCUACUACGAAGCCCUCGACCUCGCCGCCUCCCACGAUGUCUCUCAGCUCCUCUUCCCCUAUUGGCGCAACUCCCUCGAGAAGCCUUUUCUUUGGCUUGGCGACCUCCAUCCCUACCUCUUCACCAACCUCCUUCGCUCAUACCUUGAGGACACUGAUGAAGAAGAAGAAGAGACAGAGGAUGAAUUCAAUGAUGAUGUGGUUCGAGAGAAUUAUAAGUACUUAUUCGAUAAACCGUGGGAGGUUGCAAUGGCAUGGAAGAACCCGAGUAGAAACUUGACGACCCGGGUUGAUCAAAUUGAGUGUGGACUAAGGCUGAUGGUGCCGGCAUUGGUGGACAGGGUGAGGAAUGCGCAGGCGGGGCUGGUGGAGCGUGUGGCGGAGGAUUGGGUCUGGUACCAGGGGAGGAAAGAGGCGGCUAGACCAGUCAUUGUGGAGGCGGUGGAGGCCGAGAUGGAGGAGAUGGUGAGCGCGUUCUUGGAUGCUAAUAGGAUGAGAAGGAGCGUUCUUGCAGAGAUUAUCAGCGCCACCAGUGUGUAUCAGGGGGCUCUGUUUCUUGAAGGGCUAGCCCAAUUUCUUGUUGGGUUGAGGGACCCUCAACUGCUCGCCCAAUUCGAAAGUUGCCAGAUGCCUCUCAAUAAACCAAGCCGCAUUGCCCUUUGAUCCUUAUAUUUAUUUUGUGUUCUUGGUCUGAAGUGUGGGAUUAAUUGAACUUUCUUGCAUUUCUUGGAGCAUUUUUCUUCUAUAUAUGGAGUUCUUGGGCAAGUUUUCUUUGCUAUGUAGUUCAAUUCCAUUUGUUGAAAUUCCAUUUAUUGUUGUGAAGCAUGCAUAUUUUUCUGCUAUGAUUUUUUUGACUUUGCCCGGGAACAAAGUUAUUGGCAGAGUAUAACCUUUUUCUUUAUCUGUAAUAGUUCUUUGGUUGUAACUUCUCAAGGGAAGUGGAAAAUUUUACGUCGUCUUUAAUCUA